AUGAAGUCCCUCGCCCUGCUCCUUUGCCUUGCUCAGCUCUGGGGCUGCCAUGCUGCCCCGCAUAUACCAGGUCUGGUUUAUAGGGAACUGGACUGUGAUGACCCAGAAACAGAGCAAGCAGCCCUGGUGGCCGUGGACUACAUAAAUAACCACGUUCUUCAGGGCUACAAGCACACCUUGAACCAGAUUGACAAAGUGAAGGUGUGGCCUCGGCGGCCAAUGGGGGAGGUGUUUGAGCUCGAAAUAGACACGCUGGAAACCACGUGCUACAUACGGGACCCCACCCCCGUGGCAAACUGCACCGUGAGACAACUGAUGGAGCAUGCUGUGGAAGGGGACUGUGAUUUCCAGGUGCUGAAACAGGAUGGCCAGUUUACCGUGUUGUUUGCAAAAUGUGAUUCCAGUCCAGACUCUGCGGAGGACGUGCGCAAGGUGUGCCCACAGUGCCCCCUGCUGGCCCCGCUGAACGACACCAAGGUAGUGCACGCAGUAGAGGUUGCCCUGACUGCGUUCAACACUCAGAGCAAUGGCUCCUAUUUUCAGCUUGUGGAAGUCUCCCGGGCUCAACUUGUGCCUCUUCCGCCUUCCACGUACGUGGAGUUUGCGGUGGCUGCCACUGACUGUGUUGCUGCAGAGGUCACGGAUCCAGCUAAGUGCAACCUGCUGGCAGAAAAGCAAUAUGGCUUCUGUAAGGCAACACUCACUGAGAAGGUGGGUGGGGAAGAUGUUGCAGUGACCUGCACCAUGUUCCAGACACAGCCUGUGCUCCCGCAACCCCAACCAGAUGGCACUGAAGCGUCCCCCGUGGCAGACUCAGCUGUACCUGCACCUCCUCCGGCUGACCCGCCUGCAGCUGCCCUGGUGGUGGGACCUGUGGUGGUGGCAGCCCCCCAGGCACCCCUGCCGGGACACCGGGCCCAUUACGACUUGCGCCAUGCCUUCAUGGGUGUGGCCUCAGUGGAGUCAGCCUCAGGAGAAGCAGUCCACGUGGGCAAAGUACCCAAUGUGGCACAGCCUAGCGUUCCUGUCGCUGCUGGUCCAGUGGUCCGUCCUUGCCCAGGGAGAAUCAGACACUUCAAGAUCUAGAUGUCAGAGAUGAAAAGAUUUGGCCCAGGAACAUAGCCACCAUUAUUGUCCAAGUCUGGGUAUGGGUGGGGCCUCGUUUGCUAUCAAAGCAGGUGCUACACUGGUCUAGAUGAAUAUCACGUCUUCAAUC
Molecule: messenger RNA, 1216 nt
Organism: Prionailurus viverrinus (fishing cat)
Lineage: Eukaryota; Metazoa; Chordata; Mammalia; Carnivora; Felidae
Gene: AHSG
Product: alpha 2-HS glycoprotein
Exons: 7
Coding region: 1-1086 (361 amino acids)
Biological process (GO): negative regulation of endopeptidase activity
Cellular component (GO): extracellular region; extracellular matrix; blood microparticle
Molecular function (GO): cysteine-type endopeptidase inhibitor activity
Source: RefSeq, a predicted model, not a curated record